Molecule: messenger RNA, 738 nt
Organism: Trypanosoma conorhini
Lineage: Eukaryota; Euglenozoa; Kinetoplastea; Trypanosomatida; Trypanosomatidae
Exons: 1
Coding region: 1-738 (245 amino acids)
Source: RefSeq, a predicted model, not a curated record
AUGGCUGGCCGUGCGCUGUUGGUGUGCGCCCUCUGCGCGCUGUGCUGCGCUGCCGCCGGCGCGAUGGCGGUGGAGGGACAUGCGCCAAGUGGUGUGACGAGUGGCGGAGGCGGCGCUACGGCUUUGGAGAAGGCGUUUCCGCCGCGUAAUGAGACGAACCACACCGUGGUGCAUUCCCCCUGCCCUUGGGUGGUGGGAGGGGCCAAGGGUGCUGGGACGUGUAAGCAGGUGAACGUAACCAUCCGCACAUUUUUGCCGUCGAAGCCGGGGACCGCAGCGACGUCGGACGCGGGUGUUCAGGGGGCGCAGGAGCGGCCCACGGCAGGCGCCUCCCAGGGCCACACGGGGGAGAGUGGCGGCGGCGCAGGGCAACGCUCUCGGCAGGCAGCCGGGCAAGCCGCCGAUGGAGCAGCUGCCAGUGGCGCCCCACAGACACGGCAGGAAACAGGGGACCGGCAGGUAUCACAGCCACAAGCUGCCGGAGGUGUCGCCGAAGCGGCUAAUGCCUCACUCAACCGAAGAAGGGCAGCAGGCGACUUGGGAGCCACGCGGAAUACCGUGGACGGAAGCGCAGCGGAAGCAACAACGUCUUCUUCUGCAAUUGCCGAUGCCGCGCAGCCCAGCGUCGCAGUGACACCAGAAGAACGCCAACGUGGCAACGCAGCCGGCAGUAAGAAUGCACCAACGCCACCGGUGACAAAUGCAAAAAAAAUCUGCGCACGGCGACAGCGACGGUGA